Molecule: messenger RNA, 1093 nt
Organism: Xiphias gladius (swordfish)
Lineage: Eukaryota; Metazoa; Chordata; Actinopteri; Istiophoriformes; Xiphiidae
Exons: 5
Coding region: 95-856 (253 amino acids)
Biological process (GO): regulation of DNA-templated transcription; spermatogenesis
Cellular component (GO): nucleus
Molecular function (GO): RNA polymerase II cis-regulatory region sequence-specific DNA binding; protein dimerization activity; DNA-binding transcription factor activity, RNA polymerase II-specific
Source: RefSeq, a predicted model, not a curated record
GCCUGAAGGCAUCAUAUAAUCAGGAAGUGUUUUAACCUGGAGGACAGGUGAGGCUUGUUCACUGACUAGACACUAAACGAUCAGCAAGAGACUGAUGGAGACCAAGAUGGAACGAGAGGAAGAGGAUGGGAUGGAGCAACAUGUGGUGGAAAUAUACAAGACUGACAGCAUGAAACACUUUACAGAAACAAGAACUAGAGCUGCUCUUGGUCCUGGUCCUCACACUGAGUCAGAUCCUGGUCAUGGUCCUCACACCGAUUCAGAUCUUAGUACAGGUCCUGGUCCUGAAGCAUCUGUUUCAACUGAUUUCAGUCAUGUAGAUCAGAUUCUGUUGACCAUCAACACUGAUGUUCUGCUGACUGUCUCAACUGAAGAGGAGGGAAAGGGAGAGAGGAAGGAUGAUGAUGAUGGUCUAAAGAACUUUCAGAUGAAGCCCCAUCAGGACCUGAAGAACAGCUGCGGCGUUUUCCUGGAGAGACACCGCAGGAAACGCAUCACUCAGAGCUGCAGCAGGCUACGGCAGCUGCUACCCACAAUCCAUGGCUGCCGCACUGACAUGGUGACAGUGUUGGAUACAACAGUGGCUUUCCUGGAGGUGGUGCAGAAAUUAGUCCCAGCUGAGAACCCAAAAUUACAGCUGUGUCCUCCUGCUGAGCUUCAUGCUGAUUGGAUGCUUCAGAGUCAGGCGACCAGGGAGGUUGGACAGAAGAUGGUUGCCAAGCAGGAGAAAAAGAAGGAGCUGAACAGGCUGAAAAUGUCUGAGUGUCCUUCACGAGUGGACGGGUCUCAAUGCAGAGGAAGAGGAGGACAAGCAGGAGACAGGCAGGCAGACAGACAGUCAGACAGGUGUCUUUAAAGAGUCUAUGUUUUUAUAACACCACUGUAUGAAACAUCAAUGUAUAAUGUUCAGGGGUCUGUGGUAGUGAUGAACUAGCUGAAUGUAAUUUUCAAGGUUGAAGCUGCAGAUUAGCUUCAGUUAGAAGCCUCUAUACAUGACAUCCGUUUGUGUUUAUCUGUAUUAAACAGUGUUAAUCUGUGUGGUCCCUGUGGAAUAAACCUAUAAGUAAAAGGCUCAAAUAAAAGGCUGAUGAUG